Messenger RNA from Trypanosoma conorhini, 726 nucleotides. Its product is annotated as peptidyl-prolyl isomerase E (cyclophilin E). The record is from RefSeq and is a predicted model, not a curated record. Gene Ontology annotation, molecular function: peptidyl-prolyl cis-trans isomerase activity. Gene Ontology annotation, biological process: protein peptidyl-prolyl isomerization. Lineage: Eukaryota; Euglenozoa; Kinetoplastea; Trypanosomatida; Trypanosomatidae. The transcript has a single exon. Bases 1 to 726 code for a protein of 241 amino acids.
AUGCAUGGGAAGUUACUGACGCAACGGGAGCCCCUCGGGGUGCCGCACCGCGGCAUUGCCCUGGCGCACCCAUCUAACCCUGUCGUCUUCCUCGACAUUGAGUGCCCGAGAUCGGCGGCCGGCGGUGAGGGAGGCGGGGCGCCGCAGCGCAUUUUGCUUGAGCUCUUUGCGGACCUGGCGCCAACGUUGGCGUCAAACAUGUAUGCCCUCUGCGUUGGAAGCUCGACCCGCGUCGUGGAGCAGCGGCUGCAGCCGGCGGGCUACAAGGGAACGGUGCUGCACGACGCCCUUGUCGGCCAGUACGUCAUCGGCGGGGAUGUGAUGGGCGGUGGCGGAAGUGGAUUUUUCUCCGCCCUUGGCGAGCGUCAAGGCCCGCUGCCUGUGCCUCCGAGUGAACUGGAGGCCCUUGCGGCAACCGCGCCCGACCGCUGCCGUCACACGCAGGGAGUUUACAUGCAGUACUGGAAUCACGUCCCUGGCGCCCCCGCCGCGGCGACGACGUUGAAGGUGGCGUCGUCGUUUCGCCUCGACACGGUGGAACGGGGGGCGGAUGCCACGAUGCCAACCGACGCCAUUCUCAUUGGGCGAAUGGUGCAUCGUGACGCGGCAGCCCACACCGUGGCGAAGCGUCAGCUACUGGAACUGACGAAGGCGGUGUUUCACGCCAAGCGGGGGACGACGGUGCCGCGGCUGCUGCCCACAAUUGUGUUGUGCGGUGAGAUGUGA